This is a messenger RNA of Rhinocladiella mackenziei CBS 650.93, 4233 nucleotides long. RefSeq lists its product as uncharacterized. Gene Ontology annotation, cellular component: phagophore assembly site membrane; extrinsic component of membrane; Atg1/ULK1 kinase complex. Gene Ontology annotation, molecular function: protein kinase binding; molecular adaptor activity. Lineage: Eukaryota; Fungi; Ascomycota; Eurotiomycetes; Chaetothyriales; Herpotrichiellaceae. Bases 1 to 4233 code for a protein of 1410 amino acids. The transcript has a single exon. The record is from RefSeq and is a predicted model, not a curated record. Gene Ontology annotation, biological process: autophagy of peroxisome; positive regulation of protein phosphorylation; autophagosome assembly.
AUGGCUUUGCAAGUUUAUAUUUCGCAUACCGGUGGAGUUCUGACUUUCACCGACCCCAAUGCCCGUGUUGAUGCCCUGCGAUCAUGGAUCGAAUCGACAACCGCCAUCCCAGUCACUCGCCAGAUUUUGAUGACUGCCCGAGGAAAGAUUGUCAAGAACCUCUCCAACGAAACUGAGGUCUAUGUCUACGACAAGCAGUUCCUGUCUCCUGAGUCCAAACCUCCCUCCCGAACUGACGUCGGACUACAACCUCUUCCCGAGCCCCCUUCUUCACUGACCGACGAGAAUAGCCUUCCGGCAUGGCAAGACCUAUUUAUGUCAAGGCGAGGCUGGGCUCUCGGGGCAUUCGAGAUAGCAAGGAUCGGCCUGGAUAACAUUGAAACAUGUGCGGACGAGGCUACUGUCAUCGCCAGAUCGAUGAAUGUCGCUUUGGACAACCUGCGGAACCAUGUCACAAUACUACAACAGAGAUUUGAAGAGACACGUCAGUGGGCGCAGGGUUAUAUCCAUGAACACCGUGAUGCACUCAAAGAUUGGCAGGGUACUGCCGAUACACUUGCAGAGUUACCUGUUCGUGACGAUGUUGCCAGAGUGCUCCGUCGUCCUGCCGAGUUUGAGGGUAGCCGUUCACCCGCUGCUGUCGGCACUCUGUUCGACUUGGUCGACAGGGUCGGCCUUCAAGCCGCAGCCGAAAGUGUGGAACAAAGUUCGGCCGAGUUCGAGCGCAAGCUGCGGGAGUUGCAGUCGAGUAUGGACAAGCUCAAGAAUGACACCGGCGAUGUCCAAACUCCUCCGAUCCCAUUACCCGACGUCGACACAAAUGCGCUUAUGGACGAGGUUGAGACUUUGGCUAAGCGCAUUAAUGCCGACUAUGAGGAUGUUCUCAAGAUGCCAGAUAAUGCCAAGUCCGUGGUGACGGCUUCCCGAAAGGCUGCUGUGCACACUCGCGAACUUUUGCCCGCUCUUCAGAGUGUCGUGGAGGAGGUUGUUCAGGCUUCUUUGGCCGCUUCUGACGUGAGAAACGCCGUCUCACAAGGCUGGUAUGCAGUGCUUCAAAACAUCUCUAGCCGCCAAUCUCGCUUGGCAGACCUGCAAUUAGGCAUCACAAACCUCGACUUUCAGGACAACGACAACUAUCAGUCUUUGAACCGAGUCUUUCAACUCCCCCUGGUUUACGGUGCUACUUUAGUGGAAGCCACCCGGAGGUCUGAAUGGACUGAGCGCAUGAGAACCGAAGUGGACGCCUUGCAUGAGGAUCUUUCUCAACAAACGGAAGAAGAGCAACGACGUCGGAGGAAAUGGACUGCUUCGCACAGCGAAUUUUUGAACGAAGAAUUCAAUGCCAAAGAUACUCUGAUAGAUCUCAAAGCAUCAGCACCACGGAAUUCCUGGCCGUUUGUGAGCAGGGAUGAGAUAUUUGCCUGGAUUGAUGAUUUAAGAGCAUUGGGAUUCGACAAUGCCGUCCAAGCCAUCACACAGCGGAUGAAAGAUCUCGAUGCUCCGGUUCGCAAACAAAAGCCGAAGCCGUUCAAGAAUGGAAGCAUCCAUGAUCUCCGUCAGAGCGUUGCUCUCCGUAACGGGGACGAGUUGAGGAAUUUGCGGGACGAGAAAUCCAGGCUAGAAGAAAAACUGCGCGCUUCGGACAGUCGGGUGCGAAAACUGGAAGACUUGCUUCAUCGCCAAAGCCAGCUGAGCCGUCCCCCUAGUGGGAUCUUCGUGCCAGGUAGUGCUACGGAUUUUGAGCGGCAGACACCGUCACCGAGUCCGUUCACCAGACAGAGUGACCUGUCACGUAGAUCGUCGGUGUCAGUCCGCCGGUUAUCGAACAAUCAGGAUGAAAAGCCGUUGGUGCAAAAGAUCGUGGCUCUCGAAGGCCAAAUCCAAAAAUUGCAAGAGGAGGCCCAUGCUGAACGACGUUCAAGUACAGAAAGCAGAGACAAAAUGCAGGAAGCCGAGUUGGUCAAGCGGGACCUAAUGGCCAACUUUGAGGCUCAGAAGCAAGAGUUCGAAGAAGAGCGGCAGCUCCUGGAUGACGAAGUGCACCGGCUCAAGGUCAAAUUGGAUGAGGCCGAGGAAGAACUAGACCGUCUCAAUGAGUCGAGAGAUCACCUCCGAAUCGAACAGGAUCAAGCAAUGCUGGAUCUCCGGCAUGAAUUGGAAAAUCUUAGAACAACAUCUGCGGAUGAUCUGGCGCAAUCAAAACGUAAACUGGAGACCGCCCGGACGGAGGCCGCUAACCAGCGAGAACGAGCGGCUAGUUUAGAUCGUCAACUUCAUCAACUCAAAGAGGAACGAGCGGCGGCACAAGGCCAAAAUAUGACUCUGGCAAAUCAACUGAGAUUGAUGGAAGAUCGACAACAAGAGUACGUUGCCAUCCUGCAAGGCGCCCACUCGAACCUUUCUCCUACUGGUUCACCUCCAGAAGACCUGCGUCGACUUGUCAAUGCGCUUGAAAUUCUCUCUGAAGGUGCUGCCAUCCACGCCCGUGGUCUGGACGACUCUCUCCAGCUCGCAACCGCAGAAAACAAAGCCCUUGAGGAGAAAGUCUCCCACGGCGAAGCGCAGAUCAAGCUGUUAAGGCAACAAAUUUCGACGGCCGAAGCGCGUGCCGGUGAACUACGAGAAGAUCUUGAGCAGGAACGAAGUAAGAUCUCAACCCUUCGCACCGAGCUGGCAGGCGAGCGCGCUGAAAUGCACAAUCUGCGCGAGAAAUUCGCUGCCGGUGAGACCGGAUCCGAUGCCUUGAGACAACAGUUGAAGUCCGAAGAGCAGAAGGUGGCCGAAUUGAUGGACCGGAAAGCUGAGGACGAAGGUAUUAUUCAACGUCUGAAACAUGAGAUUGAAGAUCUCACGCGUGAUACAGAAGGAGCGACGGAACGACAAGAGACUUUGAAGAAACAUCUCGACAAGCGCGGUGAAAAAGCGAGGCAAUUGUCCGAACGUCUCUUCCAUUACCAUGACCGCAUCAUCCGCAUGUUGGAACAAUUUGGAUACUCAGUCUCACGACAGGAUGACACGCUUGUGAUCCAGCGCGCGUCCAAAGUGAAUGCUGCCAGUGCAGUCCUCAGCGGCGGCGAAGGAUCGGGCCCGUCCGCAAUGAAACGGACUAUUUCCGGCUCCACUCCGGCGCCGCACUACUCGGAUCCCUCCGAUCUGGAAACCCUUUAUUGGACAUCCGACACCGACCUCAAUUCAGAGUCGGCGAAAUACACUGGUUUCCUUUCCGCCCUUCAACGAUUGGACAUCGACAGCACAAUUGACCUCAUCACCAAACGGUACAAAGAUGUUGAAACCCUGGCGAAGAAAUACCAAAAGGACUCCCGUGCGUACCGCGAACGCACGCACCGAAGCCAAGCGGAAGCCCACGACAAGAUUGCGUACCGGAGUUUCAAAGAGGGUGAUUUAGCCCUCUUCCUUCCGACGCGGAACCAAGCGACGCGGCCGUGGGCGGCAUUCAAUGUUGGGGCGCCUCAUUAUUUCCUCCGGGAGCAAGACGUCCACAAGCUUCAGACACGGGAUUGGCUGUUAGCUCGGAUCACGAAGAUUGAAGAGCGCGUGGUCGAUCUGUCGAGAAGUUUGUCAACGGGAAUGCGUGGCAAUGUCUCAACUACAGCCAGCGUCGACGAUGGCGGAUCUACACGGUCCGUUGACGAUGAGAAUCCCUUUGAACUCUCUGACGGUCUGAGAUGGUAUAUGAUCGAUGCUUCCGAAGAAAAGCUAGGGGCUCCGGGGACGCCAUCCGUGGGAAAAUCGACAGUCACAGCCUCCAAUGUCGAAGUCAAGGGCCACAUGGGCUUGGGCCGUAAGGAAAACAAGUCUGGCAUCGGUAUGGGAGGCGGCAUGGGAAGCGGAAGUGCCACCGCAAACAUGGUAACCAAGACUCUUACCAAAAGCCUGGAUAGUCGGCGGUCGAGCUCGGGCAGUAAAAAGAGCGUGGACCUCAAAGGCAAGCACGAUGCGCUGGGGAGGAGAGGGAGCCUUAGGGAUGUGCCCUCUAAAGCUCCCCUUGCGCCGAUCACCAGUGACGCAGAACAGGCGCAUGGCGCUGUCAACGACGACGCAAACAACGCCGAUGCAGAGGCAGAAAAUGAAAACGAGACAAAAGCACAAAACGCCGGGCCUCAAGCCGGUGUGGCGAGCGUGGUCCGCCAGCCCACGUCAGCCAGCGAGACGGACAGGGAGGACGCACAGGUGUUUGAAGUGGUGAGGCGCGAUCUCCUACUUGGUCCGUGA